GGUGACGCGGCCUCGCAGAUCUUCUACUCACUGGGCUGUGCCUGGGGUGGGCUCAUCACCAUGGCCUCCUACAACAAGUUCCACAACAACUGCUAUCGGGACAGCAUCAUCAUCAGCAUCACCAACUGUGCCACCAGUGUCUAUGCCGGCUUCGUCAUCUUCUCCAUCCUGGGUUUCAUGGCGAACCACCUAGGUGUGGAUGUCUCCAAGGUGGCUGACCAUGGCCCUGGCCUGGCCUUCGUCGCCUACCCUGAGGCCCUCACCCUGCUCCCCAUCUCGCCCCUCUGGUCCAUCCUCUUCUUCUUCAUGCUCAUCCUCUUGGGGCUGGGCACACAGUUCUGCCUGCUGGAGACGCUGGUCACGGCCAUUGUGGACGAGGUGGGCAACGAGUGGAUCAUCCGCAGGAAGACCUUUGUGACGCUGGGGGUGGCUGUGGCAGGUUUCCUGCUGGGUGUCCCACUCACCACGCAGGCGGGCAUCUACUGGCUCCUGCUGAUGGACAACUAUGCCGCCAGCUUCUCCCUGGUCAUCAUCUCCUGCAUCAUGUGCGUGGCCAUCAUGUACAUCUACGGACAUCGCAACUACUUCAAGGACAUUGAGAUGAUGCUCGGCUUCCCUCCCCCGCUCUUCUUCCAGAUCUGCUGGCGCUUCAUCUCACCCGCCAUCAUCUUUUUCAUCCUGGUCUUCACAGUAAUCCAGUACCGGCCCAUCGCCUACAACGAUUACGUCUACCCCACCUGGGCCAUCAGCAUCGGCUUCCUCAUGGCGCUCUCCUCUCAUGCCAUCUACAAACUGUGCCGCUCUGAAGGGGACCCGCUGCUGGAGCGGUUGAAAAAUGCCACCACGGCAAGCAAGGACUGGGGCCCAGCGCUGCCCGAGCACCGCAGCGGGCGCUACGCCCCGGCGUUCAGCCCC
Messenger RNA from Pterocles gutturalis (yellow-throated sandgrouse), 915 nucleotides. RefSeq names its product solute carrier family 6 (neurotransmitter transporter, glycine), member 9 (gene SLC6A9). NCBI's taxonomy places the organism in Eukaryota, Metazoa, Chordata, Aves, Pterocliformes, Pteroclidae. Gene Ontology annotation, molecular function: glycine:sodium symporter activity. Gene Ontology annotation, cellular component: membrane. The record is from RefSeq and is a predicted model, not a curated record. Gene Ontology annotation, biological process: sodium ion transmembrane transport; glycine import across plasma membrane; synaptic transmission, glycinergic.